Messenger RNA from Daucus carota subsp. sativus, 462 nucleotides. RefSeq lists its product as uncharacterized. Lineage: Eukaryota; Viridiplantae; Streptophyta; Magnoliopsida; Apiales; Apiaceae. The transcript has a single exon. The coding region runs from base 1 to 462 and encodes 153 amino acids. The record is from RefSeq and is a predicted model, not a curated record.
AUGUCUGCAGUCACAGAAGAAAUCAAGGCAAGUGCAACAGAAGUGUACCAUGGAAAUGAAAUGUGUCAAAUAAAAUCAAAAUUUAUUCUCAGAGAAAUGGGUUUACCAAAUGGCCUUCUGCCACUCAAAGAUAUGGAGGAAUGUGGGUAUGUCAAAGAAACAGGCUUUGUGUGGCUCAAACAGAAGAAAAGAACUGAUCACACUUUCCAAAAAAUUGGAAAGCUCACUUCUUAUGCUAAUGAGGUCACAGCGGUUAUUGAGAAAGGCAAGAUCAAGAAACUGACUGGGGUCAAGACUAAGGAGCUCUUGUUUUGGAUCAAACUUAGUGAUAUUUAUGUUGAUGAUCCUCCUACUGGGAAGAUCACUUUCAAGACUCCAACAGGUCUGUACCGGACCUUCCCUACGUCUGCUUUCGAGAUUGAGGGUUGUGAAGAACCCAGUGGCCAAGUGAAGGAGGUCUGA